Messenger RNA from Photinus pyralis (common eastern firefly), 925 nucleotides. Its product is annotated as pupal cuticle protein 36-like. The record is from RefSeq and is a predicted model, not a curated record. The transcript is spliced from 2 exons. NCBI's taxonomy places the organism in Eukaryota, Metazoa, Arthropoda, Insecta, Coleoptera, Lampyridae. The coding region runs from base 21 to 848 and encodes 275 amino acids.
AUUACACGAUAAUUACAAUCAUGAAGUACUUAGCGGUUGCGUUUUCGUUGGUGGUUGUGGCAGUAGCGCGUCCCGAUGUUUCACAGCUACCGUCUGGUAGUUACUUACCAACAGGAGGACAAAUUGGCAGUUCGUUUGAAUCAUCUGGCAGUCAAAUUACCGGGAUCAGCAGUGGAAUUGGAGGAAUUGGUGGAAUCGGAGGAAUUGGUGGAAUCGGAGGAAUUGGUGGAAUCGGAGGAAUUGGUGGAAUCGGAGGAAUUGGUGGAAUAGGUGGUAUUGGUGGUGCCGGUGGUUUCCAGCAAGAUCAGAAACACGUCUACUUCUACGCCGCUCCCGAUGAGGAACAAGUAUCCCGGCUACGUAUCAAUAUCGCACCAAACUCACAGAGGAACACCAAAAUCAUCUUCGUUAAAGCUCCAAGCUACGGUGCUGUCGUCCCAGAAGUUAUCGCUCCACCAUCCUUAUCGGAAGACAAAACUUUGGUCUACGUCUUGGUCAAAAAGCCAGAGCAAGGUGGACAGAUCCCCAUUCCCGCCGGUGCCGGAGUCAAACAGGCCAAGCCCGAAGUUUACUUCAUCAAAUACAAGUCUCAACACGACGCCGAGGCAGCAAUUCGUGGAGGACUUAACGGACAGAUUGUCGGCUCGUCCGUUAACGAUGUCGGCAGCGAAUCAAGCUUCGUUAGAACUUUGGAUUCUGGUUCUCGUGGUCAUGGCGGUAUUGGAGGAGACGGUGGAUACAAUGUAGGUGGGUCGCAAGUAUUUGGAACCAGCGGAAGCGGAAUCAGCAUCUCGACCAGCGGCAGUAGUACCAAAUUUGGGCCGGCCGGUGAAAGUGGACCUUACUAAGAGCUAAUUAAAUGACGAGUAUACCAUGUAUGUUCACCGAAUUUUUGGUUAAGGUUGUAUAUAUGACAUGAUGAAUA